AUGAAGCAGACAAAGGCUCACCUGGUAGAUAUCCAGAGGUUUUCUACAAAGGACAACACCUGCACCGUCUGUCACAACCCGUACAUGAACAAAGCCUGGCAGAAGCUUCCCCUCGCGAUGGCUGAGUGGAGGACCCAGUCAUACUGUUCUCGGAAAAUCAGCAGCGAGGUCUCCCGAUCUUCUACAUCGCUGGCUGAGGAAGCUGCAUCAGAGGUGAAGAAUGAUUGGGAAGCUGGUCUAGAGCUUCACCACAAGGGGGUGGAUGCCAAGCUGGUAAUGGCUGGUUCCCAGUCCCAGAUGGCACAAUUUGGUCAGAGUAAGACCAGCACAGACCGUUACACCUUUAUUAGGCACCAACUGAGUUGUGCCUAUUACAGGGUUUAUAACCCACACAACUGUCUGAAUAUGUGGCUCAUAUUGAUUCUUGUAAGCUUUGCCACUUCUACCUCCUGCCAAACUUACCCGCCACUCACCAACGCCUGCCGGCCUGCCAAGAAACCAGAAUGCGAUAAAGUCCAUGCUGUCCCUGGUCACAAUCUUAUCGGCCAAGGCUUUGACAUUGUGACCAUGAAGCAGACAAAGGCUCACCUGGUAGAUAUCCAGAGGUUUUCUACAAAGGACAACACCUGCACCGUCUGUCACAACCCGUACAUGAACAAAGCCUGGCAGAAGCUUCCCCUCGCGAUGGCUGAGUGGAGGACCCAGUCAUACUGUUCUCGGAAAAUCAGCAGCGAGGUCUCCCGAUCUUCUACAUCGCUGGCUGAGGAAGCUGCAUCAGAGGUGAAGAAUGAUUGGGAAGCUGGUCUAGAGCUUCACCACAAGGGGGUGGAUGCCAAGCUGGUAAUGGCUGGUUCCCAGUCCCAGAUGGCACAAUUUGGUCAGAGUAAGACCAGCACAGACCGUUACACCUUUAUUAGGCACCAACUGAGUUGUGCCUAUUACAGCUUCCGGCUUACACACCUCCCUCUUCUGAGCAAAGAUCUGAGACAGGCCUUGAAAUCUCUGCCACCAACUUAUGAUGCCAAGACUCAUGCUCUCUACAGAAAUAUAAUUAGCAUCUACGGGACUCAUUAUAUCAACCAAGCGGAUGUAGGCGGGCAAGUGGUAGAGGUCAACGCCAUUAAGGCCUGCCAAAUCUCCAUGGAUGGCAUGUCUGUGGAUGAGCUGAAGGAUUGUCUUAACAUUGAGGCCUCGGUCGCUGUCACUGGGAAAGCUGAAGCAAGCGCCAAAGCUAGCGCCUGCAAGGAACAAAGCCAAAAAUCCAACAAGGGGGAGAGUUUCCACCAGACGUUCAAUGAGAAAAGUUGGGAGGUAAGAGGAGGAAAGAUCACAUUUGAGCAGCUCUCCUUUGAUGUAAAGAGUGGAGGUGAUGCAGCCUCUUUCCAGACCUGGAUGGACAGCCUAAAAAUCAACCCCGAUAUCGUAACCUACUCUCUGGAGCCCAUCCACAACCUGGUUCGAUUCAAAGGACCUCGGCGAGAGAACCUACGGAACGCCAUCAGUGAAUAUAUCAUGGAGAAGGCGCUGAGAAAGAACUGCUCAUGCCCAGGGGGUUCACUGUUGAGUCCCGGUAAAGAGUGCAAUUGCAUUUGUCCUGGUGGUCAAGGUAAAAAUAUAAAUUGUUGCCCCUCAAAGAGGGGACUUGCCAAAGUGGUGGUCACUGUAAAAAAAGCCUCAGGCCUGUGGGGUGACCACACUACGAGGACUGAUGCCUUUGUGAAAAUAAGUGUUGGGUUGGUUUCUGCUCAGACGCAGACCAUAUGGAACGAUGACAAUCCAAACUGGAACAUGCGGUUGGACCUCGGGCUUUUGGAGCUGAGUUCAGUGACCAGCUUGAAGGUGGAAGUUUGGGAUGAGGAUAAUAAAUAUGACGAUGAUCUGCUUGGAACAUGUCAAAAAUCAAUCAACAGUGGACAGAAGGAUGAGGUUUGUUACCUUAACCAUGGCAGUGUGUCCUUUACAGUGAGUACACAAUGCGUCCCUCACCUGACUGGACCCCUCUGUAGAGACUAUGCUCCUUCCACCAGUUAG
Nanorana parkeri is the source of this 2031-nucleotide messenger RNA. RefSeq names its product perforin-1-like. Bases 1 to 2031 code for a protein of 676 amino acids. The transcript is spliced from 4 exons. The record is from RefSeq and is a predicted model, not a curated record. Lineage: Eukaryota; Metazoa; Chordata; Amphibia; Anura; Dicroglossidae.